UCUAAAUUGCACACUGGGUGCACAUAGAUCUCGGCUGUAAUCUGCAACUUUUGGGGAUUCCCUGACGCGAUCUGACAGUUUGGGUAACUCUGUCAAGCGCCCCAACCUUCUCACGCUGGAUAAAGACUACACGCUCUCCGCUCAAGUCCAUCGCCGCUCACGCAAUCUAAAGGAGCGGUAGCUCUGGCUUUCAGCGCGGAACGCUCCCACUGUCAGGUUCUGCGCUUGCCUAGUACCGCCUUCCGCCGCUCUGCACUUCCGUCCUGUUUCUUUUUUUCCUUCCGUUUAACUCAGUUCUCGCUGGGAGGGGGCGUUCUGCACCCGCCGUGUCUCUGACCUUUUCUGGGGCUUCGUGCGCAGGGAUCGAUAGGUUACUGACUUAUUCAGAAUCACAGUUUGUUAGUGGCGAAGACUGGAAGUUGUGUCUCCCGACUCCAGAGAGACUGCCUGCUUUUGCACACGAGGAAAGGCAAAUUACUUUUAAAAAGAUCCUUUUGAGAAACGGCAACCAGGAUCAAGAAAUGAAAACAUAGACCUUUCAUUAAAGCAUUGCUUUUUAUCGUUUUCUGUGUAAUCAGUAAUCAAAGGUUUAGUAACAGUGGGGAAAUUGAUAAACAGUUUAAUCAGGAGUAUUUUUUUAAGUUUAUUUAUUUUGGGGAGAGAGGGAGAAAGAGAGAGAACCCAGAAGAAGCAGAGAAAGAGGGAGAGAGAAUCCCAAGCCGGUUCAACACUGUCACCGCAGAGCCUGAUGUGGGGCUCGCUCCAUCCCGUCAUCCCUGAGAUCUUGACCUGAACAAGAAUGCAGGCUUAACUGACUGAGCCACCCAGGUGCCCCAGGUUGGGAGUAUUUUUUGUAGCAGUUUUGGUGAAGACUUAAUGUUACUUCACUGAGUAUAAUGUUUUAUUUAAACCUACUUUUUAAUUUAAAAAUUUUUUGUGAACAUCAAGAGAGCUUUAAACUGUUAAAAAUCCCCAGGAAGCAAAUAUUUAGGUUUUCCCAGUGAAAACUUUUAUGCCCAGCAGCCAUUACAUGAUUAUGUCAGAGUCCUAUUAGAUAGUUGUUCUUUGAGCAUCUGCUGUCCUUUCUGAAGGUGAAAGGCAUUGACGCUCUUCCUAUCUAUUGGGUUGUAUAGUUUUAUAGGGCAGGAGCAUUCAGGAGCCACCAGGCAGGCCAGCUCUUUUAGGACCUCAUUCCUCCUGUAACUCAGCACAGCAACAGAGUUGUCUACACUUUUCCAAGACAGCAGAAAAUGAACAAAUCCCAGAUUGAACAGAAAUCCCAGGGAUCAGUAUCAUUUAAGGAUGUGACCGUGGGCUUCACCCAGGAGGAGUGGCAGUGCUUGGACUCAAGUCAGAGGUCCCUGUACAGGGACGUGAUGCUGGAGAACUACAGCCACCUUGUCUCAGUGGGGUCCUGUGCUACCAAACCAGAGGUGAUCUUCAGGCUGGAGCAAGGAGAGGAGCCAUGGAUAUCGGAGGAAGAAUUCCCAAGCCAGAGCCUCCCAGAAGUCUGGGAAACUGAUCACAAGAAAGGAAGGAGGCAAGAAAACCAGCAUAAACCUGUGAGGGAAGUUGCAUUCAUCAGUAAGAAAACGCUGACCAAGGAACGAGCUGUGCCCUCCUGGCUAUCCCUACUCUUCCAGGGCCAGCCGAAGAUGAUCACAUCCCAGGGAUUAUUGUCAUUCGGGGAUGUGACUGUGGGCUUCACUGAGGAGGAGUGGCAGCGCCUGGACCCUGCUCAGAGGACCCUGUACAGGGACGUGAUGCUGGAGAACUACAGCCACCUUGUCGCUGUGGGGUUAUCCAUUCCUAAACCAGAAGUGAUCCUCAAGUUGGAGCAAGGAGAGGAGCCAUGGAUAUUAGACUCCCCAGGCCAGAGUGACCCAGAAUUAAUUAAUAGCAGUAGAAACUAUUCAAGAAAGAAGUUCAAUGAGUUUAACAAAGGUAGAAAUUGGCUCCAUAAUGAUAAGCAUGAAGGAAUUUAUUCUGAAGAGAAACUUUAUAAAUAUAAUAAAAACGGGAAUGGCCUCCAUCUUAAUGAAGAUAUUGUUCACCGUCAGAAAAUUCAAAUUUUGGAGCAACCUUUUGAGUACAGUGAAUGUAGGAAAGCUUUCCAUGAGAAUUCACUCUUUGUUGUACAUAAGAAAACUUACACAGGAAAGAACUCCUGUGAACACACUGAUUAUGGGAAGAUCUUCUGUGAUAUGUCAUCCCUCAUGGCUCAUCAGAGAACACAUCCAAGAGAGAAUCAGUGUGAAUUUAAUGAAUGUGGAGAAAAUUUCUUUGAGGAAUCCAUUCUCUUUGAGCAUCAGAGUGUUCAGCCUUUCAGCCAGAAGUCAAACCUCAUUCCAGUUCAGAGAAGCCACUCAAUUGACAAUGUGAUUGAAUAUAAUGAAUGUAGAACGUUUUUCAGUGAAAAGCUAGUCUUUGGUGUACAACAGAGAACACGCACAGGAGAAAAACCUUAUGAGUGUCAUGAUUGCGGAAAAACCUUCAACCAGAAGUCAGCCCACACAAGACAUCAGAGAACACACACAGGGGAAAAAUCUUGUGAAUGUCAGGAAUGUGGGAAAACUUUCUACAAGAAUUCAGACCUCAUUAAACACCAGAGAAUUCACACAGGGGAGAAACCUUUUGAAUGUCAGGAAUGUGGGAAAUCCUUCAGUGAAAAGUCAACCCUCACUCAACAUCGAAGAACACACACAGGGGAGAAACCGUAUGAAUGUCGUGAAUGUGGGAAAGCCUUCUCGUUCAAGUCAGUCCUUACUGUACAUCAGAAAACACACACAGGGGAGAAGCCCUACGAGUGUUAUGAAUGUAGGAAAGCCUUUCUUAGAAAAUCAGACCUCAUUAAACAUCGAAGAACUCACACAGGGGAGAAACCUUAUGAAUGUAAUGAAUGUGGGAAAUCCUUCUCUGAGAAGUCAACCCUUACCAAACAUCUGAGAACUCACACAGGUAUUAGAUGUGAAAACACAGCACGCUGGGACCAGCAGUUGGAAGCAAGUCAGAGGCUCAUGCAUCUGCAGAAGAAGAGAAGAUUUUUAGCAAGAGGACCCACCAGGAGGACUUUCGGAUGCCCAGGUAGAGAGAGAGGUUCUGGAUUGUUGGCUCAUGGACGGGCAGCUUGCCAGCAGGAUGUGUUCAUGCUUCUGGGGCAGACUGUUGAGAGCGGCUCAUCCUGGCCUAGGGGGUCAGAGGGGAAAGGUGGGUUGCUGCACGCACAACUUAGUGGAGGCAGUAGAAGUGAGCGUGCAUGAAGCAUAGGUGGUCUCUUCCCUGGCAGGCGUUUACGUUUGUCUCAGUGUCACCCUGCUGGGGUGACUUGUCAUACCCCACUCUGUCUCUCCACAUACUUAAUACCUUCAUAGGUGAUGUAACAAUUUCCAAAAAACGUAAUAGUCACAUACAAAAAUCUAUUCUUUGGAGCACCAGGGUGGCUCAUUUGGUUAAACAUUCAGCUCUUGAUUUUGGUUCGGGUUGUGAUCUCAUGGUUCGGGAAUUUGAGCCCCAUGUUAGGCACCAUGCUGAGAGCACAGAGCCUGCUUGGGAUUAUCUCUCUCAGCCUGUCUCUCUCUCUCUCUCUCUCUCUCUCCCCUCUCUCAAUAAGCAUUUAAAAAUGCAUUCUUAAAUAUAAAGCUUUAAAAAAGCACAAGUAAAAAUAAGUAAAUUAAAAAGCACAAGUAGAUUCCAGUGCUGGGUAGUAACUUGUAGCAGGUCGGUGCCCUAAUGAGAACAACUAGAGAAACAUCACAAAAAGCAUCUGUUUCAAUGCAGCUUAUUGCUGCAGGAGCAAAGAGGACUAAAGGUAAAAUUCAGGAGAGGAGUGAGUCACAGAAAGUUCCCCGGGCAAAAUGCACCUGUUUCCCCUGGGAGCAUUUGCCAGCUUUGGGCACAGAGGAACCUGAGUCCUGAGCUUGGCUCAGGUAGAGGGUGAAGCUCGUAGCGAGAGGGCGGAGACCAGAAGCCAGCAGAACUUUCAGCAGUCAAGGCUGGAGUGAAAAUUUCUUCAACAUUAGAGGCUUAAGCCUCGUAGCUAGUUUCUCAAAUUUUUAGAAGAUUGACUCAGGACGGGAAGGAGCCUGAAAAGCUAGGCCGAAAGUCGAUUUUAUUCAGGACAGAAAAAAUGAUUGGAAUUCAGUUCCAAAAAAUGAUUGGAACUGUUAGUAGGAUGGGCCCUUGGCGAGCACAGCACGCUAUCAGUAAAGGUAAGGUCAUACCAGAGGUCAGUUGUACAAAUGAUACCUGAUAUUAAAAAAAAAAACCAAAACUGCCCAGAAAGAAAACUCUGAGUACAGAUGCUUUCACUGCAGUUAUUCCAAAUAUUUAAGAAGGAAAUAAUAGGAAGCUCCCAUGACCUUUUCCAGAGAAUGGAAGAUGGAACUUUUCUAAUUCAUUUUGGGGGCAUGGUACAACCUUGAUACCAAAACCUGUAAAAGACAUUUCAGGAAAGUAAAGUUAACCAAUAUUUUAUGAAUUAAGGUGCAUAAUCUUAAAUUAAAAAAAAAAAUCCAGUCAUAUCCAUGGACCAAGUAAUGUUUAUUAGGGGAAUCAAAGGAUUUACUAUUUAAAAUUAAAUCGAUUUGGCCAGUUCUUCUUCCUCUCACGUUCUCCCUUCUCCCUUGUGCUUUCUGUGUUUCUCUUCUGCCUUCCAUUCCUAGAGUGGAAGUCAGAACAGGCUUGCCACAAAGGAUGAGAAAGGUGUGGUGAUGUGCACACUUGCAUCAGAGGUGUUGAAUGCAACUGGAAGAGAUGAUCAUCGUGGCUAAAGUAUCAAUAACAUUGAGCAGAUGAGAAAAUGUGCUGAGGAUGAUGAGAGCCAGAUCAGAGAAGGUUUUCAUGAAAAUGGAGAGGGGAAAGUUAGAAAAUCCCGGGGUGUUGGAUUGGAAUGUAACUCACAGAAAUGUGUGUGUGUGUGGUGUGUGUGUGAGAUGGGUCUGUCUGCUGAGAGGGCCUACACACAGUGACACCCCAGGAGCAGUGUGCACACCAAAUGCCAGGUUACUAAUGUCUAAGUGCUCUCCUCCACCAAAAAAGGGACUGUCUCCGGAGUGAUGGCUGGUUUCAGGUAAAAGAUGGGGAGAAAUACACGAUGAACCUGAAUCAUCUUACCUGCCAGACAGUAAAAAAAUGUUCAAAUAAUCAUGGAGUCAAAAGAACCACCUUGGUCAGGUUUCACUGGCCAGAUUUGAGACAGUUUGAACAUAGCGUCAGAAUUAUUAAUUCCCAUUAAUAAAAUGGGAGUCCAUUAAUGUAUAGUGAUAUAGAUAAAUUUGUAAAUUCAUAAAAGAGAAGGGAAGACUUGUACAGAAGAAUGCCAGUUAAUAAAUGUAGGGAGAAUAAUGGACAUAGAAAAACACCAUUGGGCAACCAUUGGAGGGGCAGUUGAUUCAGGAGGUAGUUGUCAGCAUAGACUAGAGUCUGUGAGUAGAGCUUUGAUGAAGAACAGGAUAUGGCAUAAUCUUCAGAUAUCUCCCCACAAAAUACCCAUCAGCUGCAGAGGUGAAAGGGUGAUUUUGUGAUUAAACCUGGCAGACACCAGCAUGAUCAGGCAAUCAAAGUUCACCUCACCAGUGGAGUAGGACAGGUCAGCAUGAUGUGUCCCCUGAUGAGAUGCACUGAGAAGAGGCAGCAUCAUUUGUGUGGUAUUUUUGCCAAGAAAGCACAACCUGUAGGAUGCCUGGAUAGCUUAGUGAGUUAGGUGUCCAACUCUUGAUCUCAGCUCAGGUCUUGAUCUCAGGGUCAUGAGUUUAAACCCUGUGUUGGGCUCCACACUGGGUGUAGAGUCUACUUAAAAGAAAAAAGAAAAGAAAGCUUGACCUAUGUUUAUUUAGGAGGAAACAUCAGGUGAAUCCAUAUGAAUGGUUGUUUUAGUGAAUGCAAAGCCUAUAGUUUUUUAUUAUGUGAAAGAUACGAAAAAGACUGAGAGGCUGUUUCAGAUUAGAGGAGAUAAUUUUAAAAUAAAAAUGAAGACCAGACAUUGGUAGAACAGUUGGCAAAAUUCAGUGUAUGGAUUGGAUGGUCAUGUUUAUCAAUGUUUGUUUCCUGAUGUGGAUGAUUGCUAGGUGGUUCUAUAGGUUAGUGCCUUUGGGGAGAAUACACACUGGAAUAUGUAGAGGUAAUGGAGCCUCAUGGCUGCAGCUUGCUUUAAUUUUUUUUAAUGUUUAUUUUUGAGAGUGAGACUGAGUGGGGAAGGGGCAGAGACAGAGAGAGGGAGGCACAGAAUCCGAAGCAGGCUCCAGGCUCUGAGCUGUCAGCACAGAGCCCGACACGGGGCUCGAACUCACAGACCAGGAGAUCGUGAUCUGAGCCGAAGUUGGACGCUUAACCAACUAAGCCACCCAGGUGCCUCUGCAGCUUAUUUUUAAAUGCUUUAGACAAAGGCUAAGAGAGAGAGAGAGAGAGCG
Molecule: messenger RNA, 6407 nt
Organism: Acinonyx jubatus (cheetah)
Lineage: Eukaryota; Metazoa; Chordata; Mammalia; Carnivora; Felidae
Product: zinc finger protein 37A-like
Exons: 10
Coding region: 1251-3260 (669 amino acids)
Biological process (GO): negative regulation of transcription by RNA polymerase II; regulation of immune system process; regulation of cytokine production
Cellular component (GO): nucleus
Molecular function (GO): DNA-binding transcription activator activity, RNA polymerase II-specific; RNA polymerase II cis-regulatory region sequence-specific DNA binding; DNA-binding transcription repressor activity, RNA polymerase II-specific
Source: RefSeq, a predicted model, not a curated record